Molecule: messenger RNA, 1878 nt
Organism: Mesorhabditis spiculigera
Lineage: Eukaryota; Metazoa; Nematoda; Chromadorea; Rhabditida; Rhabditidae
Source: the annotation of a GenBank genome assembly
AUGGAGCCAAACGAUGAUACGAAGAACAACAACCCGUGCCAUCAAGCCGCAGAAAUCAAGGACAAGGAGGAUACGCCCAAGGUCAGCCCCGUCCAAACGGCCGAAGAAGAGGAUGUCGACCUGGAGUGGUUCUACGACAUGGCCAACAUCUUCCCCUGGAUCCGCUACUGGAAAUACAAAGGGGAAGAGCCCGUCGACUCCGACGACGAGGAGGCCCAGCGCAAGCCGGACAAGAAAGAGCAGAAGGCGGCGGGCGCUAGCGAUCCAAAGCCAUCAACGUCAAAGUCCAGCGAAACGAACGGCAGGGCCAGGAAGCGCCAGCCCGCGCCAGAGUCUGACGGCUCCGAUUUGGAAACGCCACCAAGGAGAUCGAGGAAGCGAGCCGAGACGCCGGAUUGGGAGAUGCCGACGAAGUCGAAGAAGGCGAGGAACUCCAAUGGCUCCGAGGGCGAGCGAAGGCCCCGUGGACGACCCAGGAAGAAGGUGCCAAUCUGGCCAGUCGACGAGCCGGUCUCACAUUGCCAGGAUGAGCAGCACGACAUGCUCGAGCUUUUCACCCGGGACCACCAUUGCGAGACGUGCGGCGUCGAUUUGAAGGUGCGCGCUUCUGAAACGGGCCAGCGCCUCGUCAACCAUGCCAUCACCCACAUCGACGGCGACCACCACGACGGCGAGCAGUACGAAUUCAACGGCAGACUGGUGACGAUGCGCGACCCGAUGUUCUCGAGGGAGGUGAAGCGCGUGGCGGCCGCGUCAUUCCCGGCUUACAAGGAAGAUUGUGCCGACUACGUCAACGAGAAGCGGAAGCAGCCAAUCGAGGAGCAUCAGGCCGGCAACGAGAAUCAAGACAAACCACCCCACGAGAAUGACCAAGAAAUGAGCGCGGUCGUGAAGAAUGAAUGCCAGACGUGCAUGAAGAAAUUGGCGGUGCAACCCCAGGCCAGCCUCAACACGAUCAACUUGAUCAAACACUCGAUGGCCCAUCUCGACUAUCGCCCAUUCAAAUGCCCUCAUUGCCCAUCGUUGAACCGUUUGAAAGAGGAAGUCACCAGGCAUGUGCGUGCUCACCACUUUGCACGACGCCAUAUUGCUGUCGUGGAUUUUCGGACGGAGACCUACUUCGCGGAUCUGACCGCCACCGUCAUGGCCAAUUUCCCGCUUCAAGCCGACGAGCUGAUAGACCGGAUUACCGCCGACAAGGAGGAGUUGUUCAGCAACGGCACGCUCGAGCGCGACGAAACCAAGUUGCUGCUCACCGUCGCCAGCGAUAAGGAUGUUCUCGGUUUGGCGGCAGGACGCCCGCGUCGCACUCGCAUCCCGCCACCUCGCUUCGCUUCCGCUACUUCCGCCUCCACUUCUGCCACCAAGACGUUUCUGGAAACGGCUUGUGAUGAUCAGGGCCCACCAGAGAUAAUGACGGGUCGUCCAUCUCGUAUCCGCAAGCCUCCGCCACGUCUCGGUUUCGAUCAUAACAUGCCAAUGGACGACGAUGACAACAAUGAAAGUGAUUACGAGGAGGUGUGCAUUGCCAAGAAAACGCAACCACGGCCGGGGCAGAGGCGACCGAAAAACGUCGCCACGCUUCCUUCAAAUCAAGUGAAGUACCGUCCGAGGGUGCCGCCUCCGAGGCCAUUUGCCAAUCGUCGACUGACGCCGCCAUCCGAGAUCGAUCCGCUGGCGCUGCUGGCGAUCAUCUCCGAGUUGUUCAAGGCCGAUGUCCCUGCCGGGACCUACGAGGCCGCGGCCGCCGGUGGUCUAUAUAAGGACUUCUACCCGCGCCUUCACCGCUCGAGCGCCCGAUUCGAACAACCGGCCGACGACGGCGACAAGUUCGACGCGGUCAACAACAAUCUGAACCCAUUUUCCCUCCCCGAAAAU